CCGCGCAGCCCGGCCGGCUAGUGCUGUGGUUGCACGGGAGCGCGGGCUGCACGCGUCCCCGCCGCCUGUCCGCCCCCCCGCCGCCGCUGCGCUGUCCUCCCUCCGGGCUCCGACCGCCACCUGGGGAUCCAAGCGAGGACGGGCUGUCCUUGUUGGAAGGAACCAUGAAUUGGCAUUUUCCCUUCUUCAUCUGGACCACAGUGACAUUGUCUUCCGUGUACUCCCAGUUCAACUCUCUGUCUCUGGAGGAACUAGGCUCUGACACGGGGAUCCAGGUUUUCAAUCAGAUCAUCAAGUCCCGGCCUCAUGAAAACAUUGUCGUCUCCCCGCAUGGGAUUGCAUCCAUCUUGGGCAUGCUGCAGCUGGGGGCUGACGGCAGGACGAAGAAGCAGCUCACGACGGUGAUGAGAUACAGUGUAAACGGAGUUGGUAAAGUGCUGAAGAAGAUCAACAAGGCUAUUGUCUCCAAGAAGAAUAAAGACAUUGUGACCGUGGCCAAUGCUGUGUUUGUCAAGAAUGGCUUUAAAAUGGAGGUGCCCUUUGCAGCCAGGAACAAAGAGGUGUUUCAGUGUGAAGUGCAGAACGUGAACUUCCAGGACCCAGUCUCGGCCUGCGAGUCCAUCAAUUUUUGGGUUAAAAACGAAACCAGAGGCAUGAUUGACAACCUGCUUUCCCCAAAUCUGAUCGAUGGUGCCCUUACCAGACUGGUCCUUGUCAAUGCAGUGUAUUUCAAGGGUUUGUGGAAAUCCAGGUUUCAACCCGAGAGCACAAAGAAACGGACCUUCGUGGCAGGUGAUGGGAAGCCCUACCAAGUGCCCAUGCUGGCCCAGCUCUCUGUGUUCCGGUCUGGGUCUACCAGCACCCCCAAUGGCUUAUGGUACAACUUCAUUGAGCUGCCCUACCACGGUGAAAGCAUCAGCAUGCUAAUCGCCCUGCCAACCGAGAACUCCACCCCACUCUCUGCCAUCAUCCCUCACAUCAGUACCAAGACCAUCGAUAGCUGGAUGAACACCAUGGUACCCAAGAGGAUGCAGCUGGUCCUGCCCAAGUUCACGGCUGUGGCACAAACAGAUCUGAAGGAGCCACUGAAAGCCCUUGGCAUUACUGAGAUGUUUGAGCCAUCAAAGGCAAAUUUUGCAAAAAUAACAAGGUCAGAAAGCCUUCAUGUCUCUCAUAUCUUGCAAAAAGCAAAAAUUGAAAUCAGUGAAGAUGGAACCAAAGCUUCAGCAGCAACAACUGCAAUCCUAAUUGCAAGAUCAUCGCCCCCCUGGUUCAUAGUAGACAGGCCUUUCUUGUUUUUCAUCCGACAUAAUCCCACAGGUGCUAUUUUGUUCCUGGGGCAGAUAAACAAGCCCUGAAGAUUAGACAAAAGAAACCCACGCAAAGCAGAAGACGACUCAGUUCUGAAGAAAGACUCCCUCCCCCACAUCUUCCAUAGUUCUGUUAAAUAUUUUUGUACACUGCUUUCUUUUUUGAAACCGGUUCAUAGCAACAGUUCAGUGACGCAAGUGUUUCUGGUCAGGGCUGUGUCAGAAGAAAGGGCAGGAUGGCUGGGAUGCUGUAGUGAAGAACGAACAGGAAGGCUUCAAGAUGUCUAAAAGAUUUCCUUAAACUACUGAUCAGUCACCUAGAUUAACAACCCCCUUGAGGAUUUGCUGUCUAUCCAGUUCAGGAUUUUUGUUCCGUUUUUGUUUAUAUGUGUGACUUUCCAGGAGAAGUUUAAUCAGUGUGACAGGAGG
This is a messenger RNA of Peromyscus eremicus (cactus mouse), 1739 nucleotides long. It is a transcript of the gene Serpine2, whose product is annotated as serpin family E member 2. The transcript has 9 exons. The coding region runs from base 165 to 1358 and encodes 397 amino acids. The record is from RefSeq and is a predicted model, not a curated record. Gene Ontology annotation, molecular function: serine-type endopeptidase inhibitor activity. Gene Ontology annotation, biological process: negative regulation of plasminogen activation; negative regulation of endopeptidase activity. Lineage: Eukaryota; Metazoa; Chordata; Mammalia; Rodentia; Cricetidae.